AUGCGCACUCGCUCUAUGGACAUGGCAGAGAGCGAAUCUCUGUAUGCCAUGCACCGCUAUCGCAUUUCUCCCGAGACAAUCGGCAUUUUGCAUUCCAAGGGAAUCACGGAGCUGUUCCCGAUCCAAGCACUCUCGUUUGACGCUAUUUACGACGGAAAGGACCUUAUUGGCCGUGCUCCCACCGGUCAGGGAAAGACCUUGGCGUUUGCUCUGCCCAUCGUGGAGAAGAUCUACAAGCUCAAUCUGCGUCCUCCGCGUCGUAGCCGUGCUCCUCUCUGCCUGGUGCUCUCCCCCACUCGCGAGUUGGCCCAGCAGAUCGAUGAGCAGAUCCGCAUGAUCGCUCCCUCUCUGCGCACCGUGUGUCUGUUCGGUGGUGCUCCCUUCGACCCCCAAGAAUUCGCUCUGCGUCGCGGCGUGGAGUUCGUGGUGGGAACUCCUGGGCGCGUUUUGGAUCAUCUGGAGCGCGGCACGCUGCAGCUCGGCGAGCUCCAAUGGUUUAUUCUGGACGAGGCCGAUCGCAUGCUGGAUAUGGGAUUCAGCGAAGACGUGGAGAAGGUGGUGGACUACGCGAUCAAGAGUGGCGGCGAGACGAAGGGUCCUCGCAUCGUUCCGGAUCGCAUCCAAGUUCUCUUGUUCUCCGCGACGAUUCCGUCGUGGGUCCGCGAAGUGAUGACGAAAUACAUGCACCCCGAUAAGGUCACCGUCGAUCUGGUCACGGAGAAGGAGAAGGCCUCCGUGGACGUGCGCCACCUCGUGCUUCGCUGCCCCUGGGAGGCGCGCGCCAAGGUCAUCGCCGAUCUCAUCGAGGUUUACUGUGGCGUGGACGGCCGCGCCAUCGUCUUCUGCGACAUGAAGAAGAGCUGCAACGAGCUGGCGGGCGAGGAGUGUCUCCGCAGCAUCGCGGGCGUUCUCCACGGCGACAUUCCCCAGAAGACGCGCGAGCAGACGCUGAAGGACUUCAAAGACGGGAAGUUCCGCUGUCUCGUGGCCACCGACGUCGCGGCUCGCGGUCUCGACAUCCAAGGCAUCACGCUGGUCAUCAAUCGCGAGCCUCCGGCCACGCGCUCGGGCGUCGCGGACGUGGAGACCUACAUCCACCGCAGCGGCCGAACGGGCCGCGCGGGCCGCAAAGGCGUCUGCAUCACGCUGUCGACGGGCUUCGCGCAGGAGGCCGUGCUGCAGAGCAUCGAGAAGGCGGUGGGGAACGCGUUCACGCGCAUCGGCGCGCCGCAGCCGUCGGACCUGCUGAAGGCCCGCGCGGAGCGUCUGGUGGAGCGGAUCGGCGAUCUGGACGAGCAGCUCAUCACCAAAAUGGACAGUCUCGCCGAGGAGGUGCUCGCCAAGACGUCCGAUCCCCGCGCGGCCGUGGCUCGCUGCCUCUGCCUGGCCGUGGGCGCGUUCGGGAAGAUGAAAACCCGAUCCAUUCUGACGUCGAACGAAGGGUUCGUGACGGUGAUGUACCAGUCGCUCAAUCCGUUCCGCACGGUGUCGUACGUGUGGGGCGCGCUGCGCCGGUAUUUCCCGGAGGACGUGGUGACGUCGAUCAAGGCGAACACGAUGACGAAGGACGAGCGCGGCGCCGUGUUCGACGUGCCCGAAGAGCACAUCCAGCUUUUUAAGGAUUAUAUGGAGGUAGCGGCGAGGCUGGGUGGUGACGGGUAG
This is a messenger RNA of Blastocystis hominis, 1662 nucleotides long. RefSeq lists its product as hypothetical. The transcript is spliced from 5 exons. Bases 1 to 1662 code for a protein of 553 amino acids. Gene Ontology annotation, molecular function: ATP binding; helicase activity; RNA binding. The record is from RefSeq and is a predicted model, not a curated record. Lineage: Eukaryota; Bigyra; Opalinata; Blastocystidae.